This is a messenger RNA of Centruroides sculpturatus (bark scorpion), 2316 nucleotides long. RefSeq lists its product as uncharacterized. Bases 1 to 1629 code for a protein of 542 amino acids. The transcript is spliced from 3 exons. The record is from RefSeq and is a predicted model, not a curated record. NCBI's taxonomy places the organism in Eukaryota, Metazoa, Arthropoda, Arachnida, Scorpiones, Buthidae.
AUGGAAGUGAGAUGGUUGACAAACGUAGCUACUUGGUUGCGUCAGAACUGUUUUUGCUGCGGUUGGAAUGGUAAAUAUACUGUUAAUCCCGAAAUGUUAUUAGCAUCCAAAAAUGUCGGAGACAACGAAAAAGAUGCAGAAAAGCAAGAGACCGCGCAAUCAUCGUCUCAUAUAAUAAGGCACGAACUUCCAAUAUUGCCACACGGAAACAAUCCAAAUUCGGGAAAAGUGGUUCUUCCUCAAAUUCCUUACGCGCCCCCCGCAAAUCACCAUCGAGUGGCCAAUCAACCUUUGAACCAUAAACUCUCCCACGAAAGUAACUUUCAACCGGUUAUAGUCACUAGCGAAAAUCAAGCGGGAGAUAAUCCCUACAACCAUCGAUUUUCGGGAUAUCCGGCUAUCGCGAAAAACGAUCUUUGGCCUCUUCCCACGCCGGAUCUACCCAAAAUAACGAAGCUGGAAGUGAAAUGCGAACGUGAACUGAUGAAAGUGGCCAUAGAAUUCGAUCGCCCUUUUUAUGGAUUAAUAUUCAGUAAAGGUCAUUAUACGUACGGAAAUUGCAUUCACGUUCCGGCUGGUCUGGGCAAACAAGCGGUCUAUUUCGACAUAUUAAUGAAUAUGUGUGGCACUCAUGGAGAUACGGAAUCAUUGUACGGCCUGGGAGUUAUAGACAAAAUUGGUUCUUACUUCGAGAACACUAUUAUUAUACAAUACGAUCCUCAAGUUCAAGAAGUAUGGGAUUUAGCCCGAAAGCUGCGCUGUACUUGGCACGAUCACUACGAAAGAUUGGUCUCGUUUCGGCCAUUUUUGGUGGAUUCUCUAGAAGUCUUUAGGGUGGAAUUUGCGGGAGACGACGUGGGAUGUUGGAUGCAAAUUCAGAGUGGAAAGGGUCCUUUCGCUAACGAGGUCUCGGGAAUUAUAAAAAUCGGCCAGACUUUAACAUUAGUGUUAGCUAUCAAAGAUGCAGAUAAGAGUUUCGAUAUGAUGGUAAGGAAUUGCAUCGCCCACGACGGUAAAAAACAACCGAUCGAAUUAGUCGACGACCAUGGAUGCAUUUCUAGACCCAAAUUAUUAAGUCGAUUUACUAAAGUGAAGAAUUUCGGAAACAGCGCGACAGUUUUAUCAUUCGCUCAUUUCCAAGCUUUCAAAUUUCCCGAUUCUAUGGAGGUUCACUUUCAGUGUACGAUUCAGAUCUGUCGAUAUGCUUGCCCCGAUCAGUGCGUUAUACCUUACGAAGACAAUCAGGAUUAUCAACCUUACAAAAUGAGAAAUCCGCGAGCCAGCGGAAGCGUUAACGAUACGUUUCGUCGCUCCAGAAGCAAAGAAAUUGUCGAGGAAUCGGCCCAAGUUGGUUUGAAUCGAGUUGUUAGAGUGGUGUCCGAUGGCGAUUUGGCAUUUUCACUUCAGGACACCAAAACCAACGAAUCUGUCGACAAAGAAAAGAAAUCCGAUGAUAUUUGCAUAUCCAGACCGAAAUUUACCGUCACAGUCGUCGGAUUGUUUCUGUUAGUGAUCAUUUCUGGUGUUACGUCAGCCGUUCUGUGUUUAUGUCGGAGGCAAGUAACCAACGAUAUUUUGGCAGCAUUCAACGGCCUGUUAAAACGGAAAAAAUGUAAUAGGCCUACUUGAGAACUUUCGCCAACGAAGAUAAAUAAAAAUAUUCGCAACGUAGGCCAUGUAAAGAAAGCAUUCAGUAUUGACUGUUAAAUUCUAUGUAGAAAUUUUAUUUAUUAGAAUCUUUAAAUUGGAAUCAAUAUAUUUGUAAAGUUGAUGGAUUCUAUAUCCGUCGAUUAUAAACUGCCAUAGAUGAGAUUUAAUGCGACGAUUACAAGUGUCUUGCAUUAAAUACUAACCUAAUUCAGCCAAAUGUUUGUUCAAAAUAAAUAUUUCGUGACAAAAACAACACCGAGUAACGUCUUUCGUGGCAAAUCUCACGACAAUUAUUUUUAAAGUUCUUCAUUUUGAAUAAAUCUAGAACAACAACACGUAAAAUUAUCUCUUAAAACACGAAAAAAUCUUUUAGGCAUCGCCUUGUUUACGGUUAAAACCUGAAAAACAAAUAUGCGUAAUGCUCGAAAUGACCAUUUUUUCCGCACGGUUUACCUUCAACCUCUAAAUUAAGAGGAUUAAAUAAGUAACUGGCUUAUUUAACACUCAUAAUAAAUGCGAGAUUACUUGGAGGAGGACUCUGAUAAUCAUUUUCAACCAAAAUUCCAGGUUUUAAAAUAAUUUACUUAUUUAAUAUUCAAAAUUUAACUCGCUAAAAUGAUCGAAUAUAUCACUUUAUUGGUAAGUAUUAAAUUAUAUCUUAUUUAC